AUGAGCUCUCUUGACUUUCUAGACCAAACGUCCCUUAGGCUUAAAAGGUAUGACGUCAUACAACACCUUGACUCCAGUACAACUAGUGAAGUGUUUCUUGUGGCCAGCAAGAAGAGCAAGCGCUUGUAUGUUCUCAAACAAAUGCUCUUCUCCAACAUGAGUGAAAAGGAUUCAAUGCGAGUUAAACGGGAAAUUCUCGUCAUGAAGUGGGUCGAUCAUCCAAAUGUUGUGAAGUUCAAGGAGAGCUUUGCAGGGAGUAAUUCAAUUAGUAUCGUAAUGGAGUACUGCGAGUGCGGUACUUUGGAGGGGCUGAUUGAGCAACAACGGUGCCGUAGAAGACCUUUCGCUGAGGACCUGCUCGUCGAAUGGAUGGCGGAGCUGCUUUGCGCCUUAGCCUAUAUCCACUCUAAAGGGAUUCUGCAUCGUGAUAUCAAAGCGAGUAAUAUCUUCGUGACGAGAAAAAAUCACCUCAAAUUGGGUGAUUUUGGUGAGUCGACCCCCUUGACCAAUGACGAUGGAGGAAGUUGGGGGAUGAUCGGGACGCCGCUGAACUUUGCGCCUGAGGUUUGUGAAGGCGCCGCCUAUAACGAGCGCAGUGAUGUAUGGAGUCUUGGUGUGGUGUUCUAUGAAAUGUGCGCUCUGCGGCCCCCUUUUGAAGCUUUCAACUUGUUUUCUCUUCUACAACAAAUUCUUACAGCGGACGUGGAGCCAUUCUGGAUGGGACUUUCCCCCCAUCUUGAGGAGAUCGUGCGGGAGAUGCUAAACAAGAACCCCGACCAUAGGCCUACCGCACAGGGGCUAAUAAAUGAGCAUCUGAUGGUUCCCGCAAGCCACCCAUCGCACCCUUUUCAAAAUCCACAGAUGGGCCGCCUCACACAGCAGCUUUACGGCCCGGGGCCGUCCUAUGCGAAGCACCGGCCACACUCCCGUGAAAAGACGACCGGGGUGCCGAUCCACCUUCGUGGCUCCUACGAAUUGGCGGCAUCGAGAUACUGA
Phytomonas sp. Hart1 is the source of this 996-nucleotide messenger RNA. The record is from the annotation of a GenBank genome assembly. NCBI's taxonomy places the organism in Eukaryota, Euglenozoa, Kinetoplastea, Trypanosomatida, Trypanosomatidae.